GGGUUCAAGACUAAUGAGGAAAGAAUGUAGGUUUAGUCUUGGGGCCCACCCCCCAACGACUUGUCCUAAAAGGGUGGGAGAAUGGGGUGAACAAAUAAGGGUGACAGAAGCUGUCAGAGAUAACACUCUGGUUUAAAAAUAUUCAAGUGUGAGUAAACAGGAGCUGAGUGGGUGAGGGCUUUGGAAGGAUAGUCAGAGCCAGCAGAACAUUCCAGAUUGAGUGGGUGGGAAACUUGGCAGAGACCUGAGCAAGAAGAAGGGGCCUUUGUCUCACAGACAAACGACAAGGCCAGGCAUUAGGUCAGAGCAGCAGCAGAAGCCAUGUCCAGUCUCAUCCUUGUGAUCUGUCCCCUGGGUGGCCUGUCUUCUUCCCUGUCCCUGUAAAUAAAGUUUGGGUCUGAUGACCAAGUGUUGUACCUGGGGUACCACUGUGGUAGCUUUUCUGAACGAGAGAGCCAUGUUUACUCACAAAGGGAUUUUUAGCCAAAAAGAGAAGAAUAAACUACCUGGACAGAAAAUGCGUCUGGAGAAGGACAGAUUCUCUGUCAACCUGGAUGUGAAGCACUUCUCCCCUGAGGAACUCAAGGUCAAGGUGCUGGGAGAUGUGAUUGAGGUGCACGGCAAACAUGAAGAACGCCAGGAUGAACAUGGUUUCAUCUCCCGGGAGUUCCACAGGAAAUACCGGAUUCCAGCUGAUGUGGACCCUCUUGCCAUUACUUCAUCCCUGUCAUCUGAUGGGGUCCUCACUGUGAAUGGACCAAGAAAACAGGCCUCUGGCCCUGAGCGCACCAUUCCCAUCACCCGUGAAGAGAAGCCUGCUGUCACUGCAGCCCCCAAGAAGUAGAUGCCCUUUCUCUAAUGCAUUUUUUAAAACAAAAUUUCCCCACCAGUGAAUGAAAAUCUUGUGACUAGUGCUGAAGCUUAUUAAUGCUAAGGGCAGGCCCAAAUUAUUAAGCUAAUAAAUAUCAUUCAGCAACAGA
Vicugna pacos (alpaca) is the source of this 980-nucleotide messenger RNA. It is a transcript of the gene CRYAB, whose product is annotated as crystallin alpha B. NCBI's taxonomy places the organism in Eukaryota, Metazoa, Chordata, Mammalia, Artiodactyla, Camelidae. Gene Ontology annotation, biological process: negative regulation of apoptotic process; response to heat; protein refolding. Gene Ontology annotation, cellular component: nucleus; cytoplasm. Gene Ontology annotation, molecular function: structural constituent of eye lens. The record is from RefSeq and is a predicted model, not a curated record.